Nematolebias whitei (Rio pearlfish) is the source of this 2530-nucleotide messenger RNA. RefSeq names its product component of oligomeric golgi complex 4 (gene cog4). Lineage: Eukaryota; Metazoa; Chordata; Actinopteri; Cyprinodontiformes; Rivulidae. The transcript has 19 exons. The record is from RefSeq and is a predicted model, not a curated record. The coding region runs from base 20 to 2341 and encodes 773 amino acids.
AGCUGACGUGUGGCGGAAGAUGGCUGACAGCGGACACUUGGCAGCAAAAAGAAACGACUCCGGUUCCUCGUCCUCUGUGAGCAUGGAGACCAUCUCCACCCUGACGGAGCUGGAGGACCUGGAGAGCGUUUACCAGCGACUCUGUGCCGAGGAGAAAGAAGUAGAAGCUGAGCUGGACAGACUGGUGGGGCAGGAGGGGAGCGUUCACACCAAGAUGCUGGCACUGCAGAGGAUGGGACCUAAUUUACAGCUGAUUGGUGGAGAUGCCUGUCAACUUUCAGGCAUGAUCAAUUUUACCUGCAGCCUGGCUGAGAACGUCAGCCGCAAAGUCAGACAGCUAGACUUGGCAAAGACACGCCUCUAUAAUGUCAUCCAACGCGCUGACGAUAUCCUCGACCUGAAGUUCUGCACUGACGGCGUGCAGACGGCGCUGCAUAAUGAAGAUUAUGAACAGGCUGCUGCGCACAUCCAUCGAUACUUGUCUCUGGACCAGUCAGUUAUUGAGCUGAGCCGGCAGGGAGAAGAAAGCAGUGCCGUGGACGCCAGUCUGGUCUUGCUGCAGGAGGCAGAGCAGAAACUGAAGGUUAUAGUUGCACAGAAGCUCGAUGAGGCCGUGGCAGCGGUCGACCUCGCACAAGUGGAGCGGUUUUUCAAGAUCUUCCCGCUGUUGGGCCUCCACCAGCAGGGUCUCUCCCGCUUUGGUCAAUAUCUCUGCAGCCAGCUUGCCUCCAAAGCUGAGGAGAACCUGCUGCUGGCAACAGGAGGCGAUCUGGGUGAGAAAAGAGCUCUGCUGAUAUUUGCAGACACGCUGACUCUGCUGCUGGAAGGGAUAGCUCGUGUUGUUGAGACUCAUCAACCCAUCGUAGAGACGUACUACGGUCCAGGCCACCUGUACACGCUCAUCAGUCACCUGCAGCAGGAGUGUGACACUCAGGCUCAGAAAAUAGUCGAUAAGUUUAUCCAGCAGAGAGGAUACCACAACAAGUUUCAGAUUGUUCAGAGCAGCAUGAUGAGGAGCGUUCCAGGGGAAAGGAUUGAGCCGAGGGAACUGGACCCCGUGCUGUCCGAAGUUACUCUGAUGAACGCCAGGGCAGAGCUCUACCUGCGCUUCCUGCGUCGUCGCAUUAUGGCAGACUUUGAAGUUGGAGAUGAUCGGAGCAUCACGCAGGAGCAUCAGCAGAAUGUGGAGAAGCUUCUCAAACACUGUUUACUGAGCAGGAUGAUGCAGGAGCUGAUUGGAUACUACAUCCCAAUGGAGGAAUAUUAUAUGAGAGAGUCCGUUAACAAGGCCGUUGCCAUGGAUACAUAUGAAAAGGGUCAGCUGACCAGCAGCAUGGUUGAUGAUUGCUUCUACAUUGUGAAAAAGUGCAUCAGUCGAGCUUUGUCGAGCUCCAACAUCGACUGCCUCUGUGCCAUGAUCAACCACGCCAACUCUGUGCUGGAGUCAGACUUCAGGGAGGUGCUGUACAACAAGCUGCGGCAGGGCUUCCCGGCUACGACGCUUCAAGACAUCCAGCGUGGCGUCAGCAGCGCGGUCAGCCUGAUGCAGAGCAGCUUGCAGCAGGGCAAGUUUAACACUCUGGGCAUCGAGAGCAUGGAAAACGCCAAGGCUGCAUUUCUGGUGACUCUGAAUAACGUGGAGGUGUGCAGUGAAAACAUCACAACUUUAAAGAGGAACCUGGAGAACGACUGCUCCAAGUUGUUCAGCCAGGGGGUCGGUUCUGGUGAACAGGCCAAGAUUGAAAGCUGCUUGUCCGAUCUCGUCAGCACGUCUGCAAAGUUCAAGGAUCUCCUACAGGAGGGUCUGACGGAGUUGAACACGACAGCCGUGAAGCCUCAGGUCAAACCCUGGAUCAGCAGCUUCUUGUCCAUCUCGCACAACAUAGAAGAGGAGGAGUUUAAUGAAUACGAGGCUAAUGACCCCUGGGUGCAGCAGCUCAUCGUUAACUUGGAGCAGCUCAUGGCCGAGUUCAAGGCCGCCCUCUCCCCUGUCAUUUAUGACACGCUGACCAGCCUGAUGACCAGCUUGACCUCAGUGGAGCUGGAGAAGACGGUCCUGAAAUGCUCGUUCAGCAGGCUUGGAGGGCUGCAGUUUGAUAAAGAGCUUCGCUCUCUCGUGGCGUAUCUCACCACCGUGACCACGUGGACCAUUAGAGACAAGUUUGCUCGCCUCACACAAAUGGCCACCAUCCUCAACCUGGAGCGGGUCACUGAGAUCUUGGAUUACUGGGGUCCUAACUCAGGCCCGCUGACAUGGCGUCUGACUCCCGCAGAGGUGCGUCAGGUGCUGGCGUUGCGAAUCGACUUCCGAAGCGAAGAUAUCAAGAGGCUUCGCCUGUAGCUCAGGAGCCAGAGGUCAUCGGAGGACGCACUACCCACCUGCUGAUGCGCUGGGCUGUAAACGGACGUUUGCACGACACAAAGAAACAAUGGAGGAUUUUGGCGAUCUUCUUCUGUGUUUCUGAACUUGGCCCAGCUGAUUCCAGUCUGGGUCAGCUAAGCUUUUGAGGACACGGGGGUUCUGUGGUUA